This is a messenger RNA of Coniophora puteana RWD-64-598 SS2, 2454 nucleotides long. Its product is annotated as glycoside hydrolase family 47 protein. The coding region runs from base 812 to 2437 and encodes 541 amino acids. Gene Ontology annotation, cellular component: Golgi membrane; endoplasmic reticulum. Gene Ontology annotation, biological process: carbohydrate metabolic process; N-glycan processing. Lineage: Eukaryota; Fungi; Basidiomycota; Agaricomycetes; Boletales; Coniophoraceae. The record is from RefSeq and is a predicted model, not a curated record. The transcript has 17 exons. Gene Ontology annotation, molecular function: mannosyl-oligosaccharide 1,2-alpha-mannosidase activity; calcium ion binding.
AGAAACGCGCGCUGCGCGUGUAUGGCUGCCGGCAUUGUCUAAAUCGGUGCCAUGCCGAAGUCGAACUCUUCAUUUCAGACUUGGUUAUGGAGUCGGGUGCUGGUGGAGCAGGAGUAGCUGAAACUGGGGCCAAGGGGCGGAACGUCAGGGACGAAGUCAAGAAGUUCGACUUCAAUGCACUAAGAUCGCAUGUGAAGGCAAAGCACGGAAUCGAGUGGAUUCGGGACGAGGACUGUUUCUUCCUCCCUGGAUCAUCGUAGACGUCAUAUGUUUCGCUCAGGCAGCUUUUUGGUCAAUGACAGAGUGGGCUUCUAGUCGCAGUUAAUGAUGCCGGGUAAGACGGAGGUUGAAAGGGCUGGAAUGACGUCCUCGUCGUCCCUAAUCAAAAUCCGCAAGACUUUUUCUCUCAAUGCGAUAGUCGUGCGCCUGCUUGAGGAGCACCACUGUUAUCGGACGUUGCGCGAUCACGAGCGCUGGUACACAUAGGGCAGUACUCGAGAAAUGAAUCCCAAGACCGCGACGACAAGCAGCGUGACUUGGAUUUUUAUCGAGAUCUGCCAUACGGAUGAUGCCUACUCGAUCAAUGCCUUCAACACCAUCAGAGCUGGAGUGACAAGAUCAUACACCAGCGACGCAAUACCACGCUGGAAGGUUAGGCUUGGCACCUCUUGGCACUCUGACCAUACGCUACCUUGUACGUGACCCACAGCUAGACCAUGGCGACGCGGUGUCACCAGGCCUCGUAGCCCUCCAGACUUUGCGUUGGCAGACAGAGGAUAUAAGUUUGCUGGCGCCCUCGCCACGAUGGCUGAUGACUAGCUCUCUCCAGUCUCUCUCGGUCAUGUCUCUCCGGCGCUUGGUUUUGGCUGCUGUCGCUGCUAGCGGCUCCCUAUCCGCUGUGUCUGCGGGUCGUGUCCAGAAGCCCGACUUGGUCCUCCCAUCUGACGCGCCUACCCACCAGCAGGAGGUCGUGGACAUCUUCUCGAAGUCGUACGAGGCCUACAAGCAGUAUGCUUUCGGCCACGACGACCUCACCCCCCUCAACAACUCGUUCUACGACGGUCGCAAUGGCUGGGGUGCUUCCAUGGCUGAUGCUUUGGAUACCAUGUUCCUUAUGGGACGUAAUGAUUGGUUCGAGGAAGCCGUCGCGCAUUUUGCGAAUAUCGACUUCUCGCGUUCUGUGACGAAUGACACCACUAGUGUCUUCGAGACCACCAUUCGUUACGUCGGUGGGUUCUUGAGCGCUUACGAGCUUAGCGGCAAGACCCAGCACGUUCUCGUUGAGAAGGCUCAACAAAUCGCGGACCAGCUGGUCUACGCCUACGUUGGUGACAACGCCAUCCCUUUCGGCCACCUUAACUUCACGGACCACCAGUCGGUCAAGGACACUAGCAAUGUUGCUGAGGCGGGCACUCUCACUCUGGAGUGGAACCGUCUCAGUCAAUAUACGGGCAAUGAUACUUACCGUCAGCUCGCUGAGAAGUCCGUGAAAUACAUGAUGGGCCUUCCCACACCUGUGAACGGCAUUCCUCCCCAGGGCAUAGACCCGGCGACUGGAAAGUCUGUCGGUAGCUACAUCACUUGGGGUGGCGGAACUGACUCAUACAUCGAGUACCUGAUCAAGUACCCUCGUCUUACCAACACCGACGAUCAGUCGUACGCUGAUACUUGGCUUACCGCUGUCGACACCUCGAUCCAGACCCUGUUGAGGAAUUCGACUGUGGGCAACCACCUCUACCUUGCUGAACAGGACAAGGGCAAGCUUUCGCACGUUGGCUCUCAUCUUGCCUGCUUCCAUGGUGGCAACUGGAUUCUUGGCGGAAAGCUCCUGAACAAUGAUACCAUCGUCAACUAUGGUCUCCAGCUCACUGAUGCUUGCCUCAAUACCUACGCCAGCACUGCCACUGGUAUCGGUCCCGAAGUCUUCGCCUUCAUCUCUGACGACGGCGACUACGUCGAAGGCAGCUCCGGUGUGAACUCUACCCAGAAGGCCUUCUACGACCAGCAUGGUUUCUACAUCACCGACCCGACCUACGACCUCCGCCCUGAGGUCCUUGAGUCGAACUUCUACGCGUACCGUGUCACUGGCGACGAGAAGUACCUCAAGGUUGCCGCUGCCGCCAUCGAGUCCAUCAAGAACUACAUCAACACUACCAACGCCUACGCCCCGAUCACCGAUGUUAUGGACACCAACUCGCCCCGCAUUAACGACAUGGAGAGCUUCUGGUUCGCUGAGGUGCUCAAGUACCUGUUCUUGACCUUCGACGCGCCCGAGAAGGUCUCGCUCGAUGACUUCGUCUUCAACACUGAGUGCCACCCCUUCAUUGCCCCUGCGGCUCUUCCCAAGUACGGCUCUGGCAACCUGAUGGCUCCUUCGAACCAACCUGUAACAACCAACGACGGUUCUAUUCCCGUUCCGUCACCUAAGCCUUUCUAAGCCUGUGACUCUUACCU